Molecule: messenger RNA, 1248 nt
Organism: Mesorhabditis spiculigera
Lineage: Eukaryota; Metazoa; Nematoda; Chromadorea; Rhabditida; Rhabditidae
Source: the annotation of a GenBank genome assembly
AUGGACCUUGUGCCGUUGAUGAUGCAGAACCUCUCCCAGACAAUCGGUCCUGAUCAGCGCGGGCGCAUUCGGCUCAACGUCUCGACUGCAUUGACUCAGUUCGCGGUUGCGAAACCGCUGUGCGACACCUACAAGUUGCCGAUCUGUACCGGAGCCGGGUUCACGAAUCCGAUUUCCUUCCCCCUCAGCACUUCUGAUCCGCUUCGAAUCGCCUCCGCGAUUUUCCGGCGGAGCCGUCCCCGGAGGUGGCAAUUGACGCGGCAAUCGGUUCGAAUAGUCGCCGGUAUCGUGAUCAUCGGUGUGGGUUCUGUGGCCGUGUUCGCCUUCGGCGGCUGUAGCGCAGGCAUUCAAGACCUACCCCUGGGUCGUUCGGCCGACGGUGAUGCGUACAACGUGGCGCUGCAGCUGGCCGGCGCCGACGGCCUGGUGUUGGGGGCAGACGUCCGCAGCGGCCAGAAAGUCAUUGGCCGAGUAUCCGCGCUGUCCGCCGACGUCGUCGGAGCCGAUGUGACGCUGAGUCUGGACGCCGCGACGCCACUAUUGGUGCCGGAGGUUCCGUCCGGCUCGAUGCUCAGCGACGGCGACACAAUUCCGGAGUCUCGCACCGAGAUCGGUCCGCAAGUCGAAAGUGCGCUUGCCACGCUCGGUACGGUUCUGACCGGAAGCGGCAUCGAUCAACUCGAUACCGUGGUGCGCGAGCUGAACACCGCGUUUUCCGGGCGCUCCGGUGAAGUUCGUUCUCUGACCGACACCCUGACCUCGCUCAUGGCAGAGGCAAGCAGUCACCGCAGCGAGUUCGACGAGGCCGUCGACCUCGCUGCCCGGUCUCCCCAACUGGCCGGCCAACGCGACGUCGUCGACAACUACCUCGAUUCCGUUCCACAGGUGGUGUCGAUUCUCGUGGGACAGAAGGAUCAGAUUGCAAGCCUGCUGAACUCGACCGUUCAGCUCGCCACCAACGCAAACACCAUCCUCGACUCGUCACCCGACGGCCUCGACGCGAUGCUGCACGAUGCGUCGACCGUUGUCGGGACUCUGGAUUCGUUCAAUUCGGAGAUCGGUCAGACACUGGCGAAUAUGAACGGACUGCUCGAGAACUUCACCAGUGCAGUCCAAGGUGACUACCUCGUUUUCGACGGCGCCCUGGAUAUUCCGGGAACGAUCGACAAGCUCUGGAGCGGCGGGAUGGCCGGUCAAUCGAUCACACCGGCGGGAACUCUCACCGAUCUACUUCAAGGAGGUCUGCGU